This is a messenger RNA of Bombus impatiens (common eastern bumble bee), 2239 nucleotides long. Its product is annotated as dynein regulatory complex subunit 2. Lineage: Eukaryota; Metazoa; Arthropoda; Insecta; Hymenoptera; Apidae. The record is from RefSeq and is a predicted model, not a curated record. The transcript is spliced from 7 exons. Bases 740 to 2071 code for a protein of 443 amino acids. Gene Ontology annotation, biological process: regulation of cilium movement; cilium-dependent cell motility; axonemal dynein complex assembly. Gene Ontology annotation, cellular component: axonemal dynein complex; axoneme.
CACGGAGUCUUGAAGCUCGCUCGAACCCUUGUUUAUAAACAGAAGAUAAGCGACCGGUGGCCGUAACCAAUACUAAUGCUUACGCUACUACAGGCGCAUGCCUAAAUAGAAUUCACUACUAUGGUACCAGCAAUUUUUCAGGAAUAUCUUGGAAGCUAUGUGACCUCCUUACAUAUAUAGAAAAAUGUUGUUCAAAGUUUUGAGUUUUACAACAUAUCCAAAAAUACAUAGAAAUCGGAGAAAUAGCUUUUCUACAGUUUUGCCCUUACUUUUUAUGAUAGAACAAUGCCGGAGGAAAGCAUUAUUCGAUAUUUUUCUUAUCACGCCAUAAUAACGAAAAAAAAAAAAAUAUUGAAUUGAUUUAAUUUAUUGUGAGGCUACAAAAAACUUUAUAAAAACUUCACGCAGAAAGAUAUUUUAAGAAAAAUCAUUCUUCUCAAAAAAGUUUCAACCAUAUUUUUUAAUUAUUUUGUAAAACAGGUAGUAUUAAACCAUUUAAAAGAAAAUGACUGAAGUCUACUACUAGAGAAGAUACAGAAACUUGUAACAAUAUCAUCACAAUGAACAGACAAGAAAUACCCGAACAACAGAUACUAGCCUAUUCAUCUCUGAUACUAGAUUUUGAUGCUGCUAUUGAUCAAACAUAUUACUAUAUGUGCUUUUUAAGUGGAAGGUUACCUUAUAUAAAUUACAUACACCUUUGUUAUUAAAGUAUUGCAUGCAGAAACAUUAGUUAAAAAUGUUAAGAAGAAGAAAAAAUAAAAGUAGUAAAUUUGCUCGAAUGAACGAAGAAGAACGUGUACGUUAUAUGCAACAUAGACUUGAAUUUGAGUUAGAAACCAAAAGGCGUAAACAACAAUUAAUCGCUAUUUUUACUAAGAAUAAAUUAAAACGCGAAGAGGUAUUUUCAAAAUUAAAUAUUGCCAAAAUUAAUGAAAAGUGGAGGUAUGUUUUGCGACAAAUAAAAUGUAAGGAACUUCAUAAAGAUGUAACACAUCUUCAUACAACUUUUGGUAGAGCAAUAAGAACUAAGGAUGCAACAAUUUCUUAUUUAUAUAAUGAAUUAAAAAUAGCAGAUGCAGAUCACAAAAAACUUCAAGAAACACAUAUUUUAUUAAUCAAUAAUAUAAUUGGGAAAUACAAACAAAAAUUGACAGAGUUACAUGAUACAUGUACAUUUAAUAAUACUAACACAAAUAAUAUGGUAGAGUUAACUGAAUUGAGAAAUCACAUGGAACAGUGCUAUAAGGAAAUUUCUAAUAAUAUAAGCAGAAAAAGUACAAUUUUUAAUCAUACACAAACUAUAAGAAAAACAUACAAUGCUGUUAAUAUUUUUAAUAUUUUGUACUUGGAGGAAGAUAUGACAUCAAAUCUUCUGCAUCAGUCUUUUUCAAACAUAGAAAAAUUCUGGGAACAGUUAUAUAGAAUAAUAAAUGAAUAUCAAAGAAUAGUUGAAAACAAAAGAAUACAGUAUGAGUAUUUAAAAGAACAAGAUAACAUUGAUCGAAUGUGUAUAUUGCGAUAUCCGAAAGUAUGCUUACAGUUACAAAGUAUUAUUGAAAGAUUAAAAGGCAAUGUACACAUAUUAUCACAAAAAAGAAAUGAAAAAAUUGCAAAACUCCAAAUAACAGAUAUAAAAAUAAAGGAAAAAUACAAAAAUAUUAAAUAUGAAUUAACUAUAACUCAAAUGAUAAAUUCUGUACAGUUGAAAAAAUUGGCUAUUAAAAGUAAUGAAGUAUUAAAACAUUUACAAAGACUUAUGGAAAAAGGUUGCACAAUUCUUGAAAUAAUUAAAAUAUGUUCCAAUUUGGAACCUUUAUUUUUUAACUUGAAGAAAUAUUUUAUACAAAAUACAGUACAUAAUGAAUGUGCUGAUACUAAUAUUCCUGAAUCAUGUGCUAAAAUCAGUAACUUUUGGGAAUAUUAUAAUUAUAUAAAAGUAAAUAAUAUUAUGUUAAGGAAAGAAAGUAACAAGCUUUGUAGAGAGAAUAAAAAAUUAAAACAUAAACUGCAAGCAUACUUCUUGGUGGAUUCUGGCUUAACAUAUCCAAUUACUCUAUCUUUGACUUGAAAUCUUUUGUUUAGUUAUCCUUUAUAAUCAUAAAUAAAAAAAUAAAUAAUAUAGUAGUAAAUACUUAAAUUUCAAUGAAUCGGGAGUUCACAUUGUAAUUUUUUUAUAACAGGCAUCGAUUUUACUCCAGGAAUAGCCAUGAACUUUUGACCCCUUUGAUAAGGAAAA